AUGCCUCCUGUUGCCCCAAGCAAACAAUAUGAUUACUUGGUUAUUGGUGGAGGAAGUGGUGGUUUGGCUUCGGCCAGGCGCGCUGGCUCUUAUGGUUUUAAGGUUGGUUUGGUAGAGUCAACUGGGCGUUUGGGUGGAACUUGUGUGAACGUCGGCUGUGUUCCAAAGAAGUAUACACCUUUAAAUGGUCAAUUAGCUUCACAAUUCAUAAAUAAUUUGCAAUAUGGAUUUGAUUUGCCAUCAAUCCCAAAUUUCAAUUGGAAUUACCUCAAACAAAAGCGAGACGCGUAUAUAAAACGUCUUAAUGGGAUUUAUUCUAAUAAUCUAGCGAAGGACAAAGUUGAUUACAUUGAAGGGAAAGCUAGUUUCGUAAGCAAAAACGUUUUGAGAGUGGAACAUAAUGGAAGCGUUGAAGAGAUUGAAGCAAAGAAAAUAUUAAUUGCUACAGGUGGUCAUCCGCGUAUUCCUCAUGAGAUACCUGGUGCGGAACUUGGUAUUACAAGUGAUGGUUUCUUCGAUCUUGAAGAACAGCCGAAAAAGGUCAUGGUUGUUGGAACCGGGUAUAUAGGCGUCGAAUUGGCCGGUAUCUUUAAUGCCUUAGGCAGUAAUGCUACGUUGGUCUCUCGUUCGGAUGAGAUUUUACGUACUUUUGAUCCAAGAGACCGAUUUGGUAUCUGUUUACACCCG
Messenger RNA from Funneliformis mosseae, 687 nucleotides. Lineage: Eukaryota; Fungi; Glomeromycota; Glomeromycetes; Glomerales; Glomeraceae. The record is from the annotation of a GenBank genome assembly.